Messenger RNA from Fibroporia radiculosa, 3033 nucleotides. RefSeq lists its product as uncharacterized. Bases 1 to 3033 code for a protein of 1010 amino acids. Gene Ontology annotation, cellular component: fungal-type vacuole membrane. Lineage: Eukaryota; Fungi; Basidiomycota; Agaricomycetes; Polyporales; Fibroporiaceae. Gene Ontology annotation, biological process: transmembrane transport; protein phosphorylation; cell surface receptor signaling pathway. The record is from RefSeq and is a predicted model, not a curated record. The transcript has 26 exons. Gene Ontology annotation, molecular function: protein kinase activity; transmembrane transporter activity; ATP binding.
AUGGCAACGGAGCUUGAAGAGCUUGAACUCUCUAAGUUGCCGUCGCGGCUGUCUGGUUGGGCAACGUCUCCUGAAGAUUUUAAAUCGGACCCAGACGAAAGUUCACGUCCUGAAUCAAGCCAUAUUCUACCCAACGUUCCUUCGGACAAGGACGAAUUCUACCCUUCUGGUGCAUGGCGUGCUUGGUCUACAGGUUUCCUGGGAGCAUGGCUCAUACAAUUCUGCAUUUCGGGCUAUAUGUCCGCCUUCGGAGUGAUGCAGUCAUAUUACUCGCGAGGAUUUCUAGACAACGAGCCUGCAUCUUCUAUUAGUUGGAUAGGCGGUUUGCAGCUAUUUCUAGACCUUGCGCUAGGGGCUCUCGGCGGUCACCUUGUGGACCGAGGGUACUUUAGACAUGUCGUGAUAGCGGGAAGCACCUUGUUCAAUCUAUCGGCAUUUCACGUCCAGCCACAUCAUUAUUAUCAAGUCUUCCUGACUCAAGGGCUCGGAAUGGGCGCCGGGAUUGGUCUCAUCUUCCUGCCCACCUCUGCCAUCGUGUCUAAGCAUUUUAAAACGUACAGAGCGUUUGCAAUGGUGGGCCUGGUUGCAUCGGGCGGUUCACUCGGUGGAUUCGCUUUUUCCAUUGCAUUAAAUAACCUCUUGGAGAGCUCUCUUGGAUUCGGCUGGUCUAUCCGAGUGACCGCGUUCAUUACAACGGCACUUGUGCUGCUUGGGAAUUUACUUAUAUCGGAACCCAAGCCACAGUCGCCCUCAGCUGGUCUGCUAGAAGAUGUUCAAGAGAGUGGCGAUGCUCUUAGACAGAUACCUAUGUGUUCAGCAUCGUUCUGGGACAAAAACUACCUCUUUCUGCUUGCGGUGGGAGCGUUCACUGGUCUUGGGAUAUGGUUUCCCUCGUACUACGUGCAGUCAUAUGCACUGCAGCAUAACGUCAACACGCGUCUGGCUUUUUAUGCUGUAGCUCUGAUGAACCUCGCCAGCGGAAUUGGUCGGAUUUUACCCAACUGGCUAGGGGACAGGUGGGGAGUGUUGGAUGUUUAUGCGCCUUGUCUGUUCUGUGCCGGUGCGAUCGAAUUCGCGAUGUUAGGAUGUUCGACUUCAUAUGGGCUUGUCCUUUUUGCGUUGUUAGCUACGGAUUUUUCUUCGGAACAUGUGCCUCUAUCUUUGUAUCUUCCCGUAGUAGCAUCACUGAGCAAAGAUGGUGGCGAUGUCGGCAAGCGCCUGGGAAUCGCACUGUUUCCGCUAGGAAUUGGCUCACUAAUCGGAACCCCCAUUAACGGAGCUCUUGUUGGGAACAACUACGCUUGGUGGAAAGGAGUUACAUUUGCAUCGACGACGCAUGCCCUUUCAGGCAAACAGCGUGGCUCAGCGGCAAUCAGAAUUCUCACAGAUCGAGGUGGAAGCUCUCCGCGCUCCGUGUCAUCCUCUUCGUCCUCCACCACCAUGAACACGUUCGUGACUGCAGCAGUCGGGGUAACUCAGCUGGCCGGAAACUUGAGUGGGGUUCCGUACCUUGGCGCUGCGGCGUCGGUGGUUGGAGCAAUUCAGAAUUACUGUCAACAAGUCGCCACACACAAGCGCGGGUGCAAGCUACUGGCCAACAAAGUUGCUCAGAUCCUGCCUCUACUUGAGGGACAGCCCAUACUGGAGUCCCCUGGGCUGCGCGAGGCAGCGGACGAGAUGGAAUUGUACGCCAUGGCGCCCGUGGUUCUCAUCCAAAGCUCAUCGUUCAACAGGGUACUAUCUGCAAUUCAUGAUCGUGUGAGGAAAUGGUCACAAUAUGGUCGGCUCGCAGCAUGGAUAAAUGAUCAACAGAUCAGCGACGGACUCUCUAAAUCUAUCUAUGACCUUGAAACCAUAAUGACCAAAUUCAAUAUGCGCGCGCAAAUACAUUUGAACAACGCUCAGGUUCAAUUCAAACAAUUGAUAGAAUAUCACCAAGAGGAAUGGCGCUCUGCGAGAUUGCAAGACGUUCAGGAGAGAAAGGAGGUCACCUCGCAGAUUCUACGGAACCAGCAAGAUGUACACAUGGUCGCAGAGUUAUACAAGAGCGGACAGCCUGCCGCACAGCGCCUCAUGGAGGCCGGCCAACAGCAGCUUCUUGCCGACAGUUCUGACCAAAACGAAAUGGGAGAUCAAGAACGCGAUUUGUGUCGACAAGGACUAGUCGAAUUGCACCAACUCACAGGAAUUCCUCCCUCAAUCAAACGCUUGGAUGGGGAGGUUGUUCAAGUAGGCUUCAUGCCCGUCGCCAAAGGUGGUCAUAGUCAUGUGUGGAAAGGGCUUUGGCUGGGGAAGAAGCCGGUUGCUCUGAAAGUCUUGCAAGGAGUAGCAGUGUCCGAGCGGGCGGAAAACCGCUUCAAGAACGAGAUCAAAAUCUGGGACAAAUUACACCAUGUUAAUGUCCAGCCGCUGUAUGGUAUUCUCCUGAAUUUGGGCCCAUACAUAUACACAGUAUCCCCAUGGCAAGACAAUGGAAACAUUUUGGACUUUAUGAAGGUAAAUCCUACGGCAGACAGACUUCGACUAUUACUCGGCGCAGCUAAAGGAGUCGCUUAUCUACAUGACGAGCUAAUUGUUCACGGCAACGUGAGAUGUGCAAACAUCCUGGUUACUGCUGAGAGGGAAGCUUGCAUUUGUGACUUUGGAAUGUCCAAACUCAUUGGGGAUGUCACUGAGACGCCGGCAUCUGCAACUUUGACGUCGGCUGGCUCAACCCGGUGGAUAGCCCCAGAACUCAUUUUCGACGCUGACUUGGCCUCGCCAACUCUAGGCUGCGAUAUCUGGUCGUAUGGUAUGACUAUGUUGGAGUGUUUUACCAUGCGUCCGCCAUGGGGAGAUGUAAAGCGCGAAGCUCACGUCAUAACAAUAAUGGAGAAGCGAAGCAAGCAUCCCACAAGGCCUGAAGGCCACACGAUGCCUACGGACGAUGUAUGGGCGGUGAUGGUGGCUUGUUGGGGAUGGGAACCUCACGACCGCAUGGCUAUGGGCGAGGUAGCUUCUCGUUUGCAACUCUGCGUGAAUCGGGUUGGGUGA